This is a messenger RNA of Rhopalosiphum maidis (corn leaf aphid), 1445 nucleotides long. Its product is annotated as diphosphomevalonate decarboxylase-like. The record is from RefSeq and is a predicted model, not a curated record. NCBI's taxonomy places the organism in Eukaryota, Metazoa, Arthropoda, Insecta, Hemiptera, Aphididae. Gene Ontology annotation, biological process: isoprenoid biosynthetic process; isopentenyl diphosphate biosynthetic process, mevalonate pathway. Bases 268 to 1428 code for a protein of 386 amino acids. Gene Ontology annotation, cellular component: cytosol. The transcript is spliced from 10 exons. Gene Ontology annotation, molecular function: ATP binding; diphosphomevalonate decarboxylase activity.
UGAAUGCAUACUGUACACGUCCUCACCGCCACAACCCGGUCACCGUACUCGCAUUUCGUAGUAUAAGUACGACUGAACCAACAUGCUCGACUGUUAGUUGUUGCUUAAUCGUCGCUCGGUCAUCUAACGCAUCGUCGAAGUACGAAACGAAUAGCAACGUGGCGUGUACACGAUACCUAAUUUACCAAUUUUCCUAACGUCUUCGUGACUACGCCGAACACCACAAAGGCUCCUUUUUAUCUUCAGUCGUCAUUCUAUUGAAUUGCCAUGGUUAAAGUCGUGACGUGCAUAGCACCCGUCAACAUAGCCGCCAUAAAAUACUGGGGCAAAAGAGACGAACAUUUGAUAUUGCCUCUGAACGAUUCAGUUAGUCUGACAUUGGACUGCGAUCAAAUGCAUGCUAAAACAUCUGUUAUUGCAGGACCGUUGAUAGAUAAAGACAGCGUUUGGCUAAAUGGACAGAUUAUGCCUAUUGAAACAAACGAACGUCUGAAAAAAUGCUUUCAUUUAAUAAGAAAGUUGAUCAAAAUACGAAAAGGUAAAAAUAGUCAAGAAGCUAAAUGGAAUAUAAGGAUUUGCUCUGAAAAUAAUUUUCCUACUGCAGCAGGACUAGCUUCAUCAGCAGCUGGUUAUGCAUGUCUUGUAUUCACAUUAGCUAACGCUUUUGGCUUGGUUGAUGAAGAUCUUCCCUCUAUAGCAAGACAAGGUAGUGGAAGUGCAUGUAGAAGUAUUUAUGGAGGAUUUGUUCAUUGGAAGGCUGGUAUUGAUGAUCAGGGUUCAGAUUCUACUGCAGUUCAAAUUGCUGCAGAUACGCAUUGGCCAGAAUUGAAAAUUAUCAUACUAGUGGUUAAUGAUUCUCAAAAAAAAACUAGUAGUACUGUAGGAAUGAAACAAGCAGUAAAAACAAGUGAAUUACUUAAAUACAGAGUUCAAAAGUGUGUACCUGAAAGAACAAAAGAAAUCAUUCAAGCUAUAACAGAUAAAAAUUUUGAAAAAUUUGCUGAAAUUACAAUGCGAGAUAGUAACCAAUUUCAUGCAGUUUGUUUAGAUACAUAUCCUCCUUGUGUUUAUUUAAAUCAAGUAUCACAUGAUAUUAUAUCUUUUGUUCAUGAUUAUAAUGAAGCUGUUGGCCAAAUCAAAGUUUCUUAUACAUUUGAUGCUGGCCCAAAUGCUUUUUUAUUUAUUCAGCAAAAUGAUUUGAAUUUAUUUAUGUCAGAAUUAGUUAAUGUUUUUCCAUCAAAACAACCCGAUUCUUCAUAUUUACAAGGAAUUGUGUCAACAUUACCGUAUAAAGUAAAACCAUAUGGGUUUAAACCCAAAGAUAAAGAUCUUUUGAAGUAUAUCAUGGUCACUAAAUUAGGUAGUGGUCCAAGAUGUGUUAAUGACCAUUUAUUAAAUGAUGAUGGUACUCUUAAAUCAAACAACUAAAUUUUAAAUUGAUCAAG